Messenger RNA from Cercopithifilaria johnstoni, 1167 nucleotides. NCBI's taxonomy places the organism in Eukaryota, Metazoa, Nematoda, Chromadorea, Rhabditida, Onchocercidae. The record is from the annotation of a GenBank genome assembly.
AUGCUUUUCAAUUUAUCGUUACCGGAAGUGAAUGAAGAACGAAUGGAACGACUGGAUUCAUUAAUAGAAGUGGUUAAGGAACGGACAGCGUCGCCGAAUAUAGCUGCCCAAGAAACGAAUGCUGAACAAAAAUUACGGAAUCCUGUAUCUCCAAAAAAAAUAUGGAUGAAAAGACAUAUAAUGGAUCAGACGGAUGAAAAGCUGAGUGGUUAUUCGGAAUGCAACAAAACUUUCUUGCAAUCAUCCUUGCAAAAAAAUUUGAUAAAUCGUACCCGCGAAAAGCCAUACAAUUGUUCAGAAUGUGGAAAACGUUUCAUUUCUUCAUCAAAAUUGAAAAUUCAUAUGUUGACCCAUACGGGUGUAAAGCCGCACGGUUGUACAAAAUGCAAAAAAAAUUUCUCCCAAUUGUCGAGUUUGGAAAGACAUAUGAGGAUUCAUACCGGUGAAAAACCGUAUAAUUGUACAGAAUGUGGAAAACGUUUCUCUCAUUCAUUUGCUAUUAAAACACAUAUGAGGAUUCAUACCGGUGAAAAGCCGUACAAUUGUUCAGAAUGUGGAAAACGUUUCUCUGAUUCAUCAAAUUUUAGAGAACAUAUGAGGAUUCAUACCGCUGAAAAGCCGCACAAUUGUUCAGAAUGUGGAAAACGUUUCUCUCAUUCAUUUGCUUUUAAAACACAUAUGAGGAUUCAUACCGGUGAAAAGCCGUACAAUUGUUCAGAAUGUGGAAAACGUUUCUCUGAUUCAUCAAAUUUUAGAGAACAUAUGAGGACUCAUACCGGUGAAAAGCCGUACAAUUGUUCAGAAUGUGGAAAACGUUUCGCUGAUUCAUCAAAUUUUAAAGAACAUAUGAGGAUUCAUACUGGUGAAAAGCCGCACAAUUGUCCAGAAUGCGGAAAACGCUUCUCUCGUUUAUCCACUUUUAAAGUACAUACGAGGUUUCAUACCGGUGAAAAGCCGUACAAUUGUUCAGAAUGCGGAAAAUGUUUUUCUAAUUCAUCGGAUUUAAAAAAACAUAUACGGAUUCAUACCGGCGAAAAGCCGUACGGUUGUUCCGUGUGCGAGAAAAGAUUUUCUCUGAAAAGCGUUUUGAACAAGCACAUGAAAACUCAUCGCAAAGAAAAUUCCUCAUCCAAUUGGAUUGUAUGCAACCAAAGCAAUUCAUCAUGA